UGUUUGUAUAAAUAUGUUGGGAAAAGUUUGAGAAGCCAUCAGUCAGCUUUGAACAGUUAACAGUAUUACAUUACCUACGCCUAAACAGUUGAAUUAUGAAGGCUUUCGUUGUUUGUGCUAUGGUCGUUGCCAUCGUGGCUGGUGCCGCGGUGGACAAGAAGGACGCUGAGAAGUCGGCGGCCCCGGCGGAAGGUGAGAAGAAGCAGGACAAGCGUGGCCUGUGGGAUCUGGGCUACGGAUACGAGUCGUCGCACCAUGGCUGGGAGCCCUCGCUGAAGUUGUCCCACGGAUGGGAAGAUCCUCAUGUAACCACCAUCAUCAAGAAGGAGCACGUCCCGGUCCCAUAUGAGGUCGAGAAGCACGUCCCGUACCCGGUGAAGGUCCCAUACCCAGUGACCGUCGAGAAGCACGUCCCAGUUGUCGUUGAGAAGAAGGUCCCGGUCUACAUCGAGAAACCAGUGGCCUACCCAGUCAAGGUGCCGUACAAGGUCAAGGAGUACGUCGAAGUGCCCAAGCCAUACCCAGUCCACAUUGAGAAGCCCUACCCGGUCAUCGUGAAGAAGCCCGUGUACGUCGAGAAGACCGUCCCAGUGGUCGUCAAGUCCCACGGCUGGGAGCCCCACCACAGCCACUCCUACUCUGAGAUCUCUCACUCGUGGCACUAAACAAGACUGGUUCUAGUCCGAGUAGACCACCGUUAACCACCCCUACAAAUCCCAGUUAUUAAUCCCAACCCACUCAAGCUCAAGCUACUCCUAUAAUUGUGAUCCUUGUAUAUCUCAACGCUUCCAGCGCGUCCAAAUCACUCGAUUUGUGAGGACAACUUUUCUACUAUUUUAUACAUACAUAAAUUGUUAUUAGUAGCCGCUACCGCUAAACAGAGAGAAUACUCAUCUUUUCACCGACCGCCCCCGGACGGACUCGCGGAAAAGCCCAUAGCUCUCUACGCUAGCCGUUCAUUAUUCAACUUGUUGACCAAUGUAAAUAAAUUAUUUUACUUUGCCUACAUGUUGUAAGCAAAAUGUAAUAAAACAAAUAAAAAAAAGCUGAAAACUGAAA
Messenger RNA from Culex quinquefasciatus (southern house mosquito), 1059 nucleotides. RefSeq lists its product as uncharacterized. The transcript is spliced from 2 exons. Lineage: Eukaryota; Metazoa; Arthropoda; Insecta; Diptera; Culicidae. The record is from RefSeq and is a predicted model, not a curated record. Bases 96 to 665 code for a protein of 189 amino acids.